GAGCUGCGGCUGGUAGCCACGCGUGGAUGCGGCUUGUGGGAGAUUGUGCUGGCGAGGGGCAGGUUAGAUAUCCUGAUGUGCAACUUGCUGUCUUAUUGGAGCGUGGUGGAGCUUGUAUGGCCACAUCUUGCCUGAGGUCUUCUCAGACUCUAUGUCAUGAGGUUGUCUUGCUAAGCAAGACUGUUACUUGAUGCCUGUUAAUAGAAGAGUAUCAGAUCACUUGUGACAGCACUUCAUGGGGGACUGCUUGGCUACUACAGAUGUUCCUCUCCCCAACACAUCAUGGUAGAUGUUACAGAGGAGGAGAUGGAUAAACCCACAUUUAAAAGUGACACUGUACUUUCUGAUGUUCACUUAUACUGUCCGAACAAAAGACACCUCAUGGUACGACUGAAUGCAGUUGGACAGCCAGUAUUCCUGUCAUAUUUCAAACUCCUUUGGAACACAGAAGAUUUGGCGUCUGAGAAACAUGUGAGAGAAGCUAUAACAGAAAGAGAACAUCAGUACGCAUGUGGAGAUGAACAGUGUGACGAGGACAGGAAUAAUCAAAAAAAAGAAAGAGAAUUAAAUAGUGAAGGAUUACAAGCUCUGCUGGAUGACGACGGAGACUUGGAAGUGGUCAGAAGACCUCGAAGUGCCUCUGAUUUAGAAGCAGAGGGUCUUUUGAGGGAUAGAGUGUAUCCUGUAAUUCUGAUGAAAGGGAAAGAAGAUGCUUUUGAAGAUGAAGAGCAAGAAUGCACUUGCAGUGAUGUUGUUAAAAUAGAACAUACUAUGGCAACCCCCUUAGAAGAUGUUGGUAAACAAGUCUGGCGUGCAGCCUUUCUUCUAGCUGAUUACAUCCUGUUUAAACGGGACACAUUCAGAUGUUGUUUGGUGCUAGAGCUUGGAGGUGGCACUGGAAUUACAAGCAUUAUCAUGGGAACAGUUGCCAAGAGAGUUUAUUGCACGGAUGUGGGUGAAGAUCUUCUGGCCAUGUGUGAGCAAAAUGUUGCAUUAAACAAACACCUGCUGAAGCUGGGAAGAGGGGAAGUUAAAGUAAAAGAACUGGACUGGCUGAAAGAUGAAUUCUGCACUGAUCCUGAAGUUCCUUAUAGCUGGUCGGAAGAAGAGAUUGCUGAUUUGCAUGACCACUGUACUGUGAUAAUGGCAGCUGAUGUGUUCUAUGAUGAUGACCUGACAGAUGCCUUGUUCAGAACACUGUACAGAAUCACACACAACUUGAGAAAAUCUUGCACAAUUUACCUGGCACUAGAAAAGAGGCUCAACUUCACUUUAAGACAUAUGGAUGUUACAUGUGAAGCCUACAGUCAUUUUAGAAAUACUCUAAAUGAUUUGGAGAACCUCCAAGAUAGAAAAAUGAAAUAUACUGUGGAGCCCAUUAAGCUUGAUUUCUGCCAGUUUCUCAUUUAUGAACGAAUUGAGCAGUUGGAAUUGUGGAAGAUCAUUGCUGAACAGCUAACGUGACAGGGACAUGAGGAAAUAGAAGAUCUUUAUCUACAGAUAAAGGCUUUUUGGGUGUUUUAUUAAAAAAGGAUUUUCAUCCCAAGAAAAGCAUUUUCCUGGGGGAACUGUGUUCUCAGAAAGUAUUGCUGUGCAGAUUUGCUUUUCUUCAGUAAGUUUUGGUUUUGGCGCUUGAUGUUUCUUUUUUUUUUUUGAUGUUUCUUUUGCAAAACUGCUUGAUGUUGUUCUUCAGAGUAUGUGCUGGAUGCCAAACAGCAGUGACACAGAGACUUGCUCUUUGUGAUUGAUGACUUAGGUUUUAGAGUCUGACAAAGAGGUAUUUAACCUUUUCCAUGUGGUUGAUUUGCAGAUGUCAUGCAUUUUUCCUUUUUAGUUUUCUGAACGUGGACACUGUUCUUGGUCUCAUCCCAGUUCCACAUUAUUUGUAUUUAUGGACAUUUGUAAAACAGUGUUCUGGGCAAGACCUGUUUGUCUUUCAAGGACUUUUCUUUAAGCAAUCUGUUCAUGAAACAUAGUCCUUUAUUUUCAGUUUUUCCUAUCUAAAUCAUUCUAGUUUAGGGCUACUUUCUGAACUGAAAGGAGACAAGAUGCAUUUUGUUUGACCUCUAAAAAUACUCAACAGAGGUCUUGGAGCUAUAUUGUCCUGCUGGAAUUUUAAGCUAUUCUGUCUCUUGAGGGUGGGAAGGUACCAUGUGAAGUGAUAUGCGACCACUCUUGAAAUAUUUGGAAUUCUACCCUCAAUGUAUACGUGUGAGGCUGGGGAGAAGGAGGUGACCAAGAAUAUCUUGCCCAUACAGAUGGGCUUGUGGAUUAAAGUACAACGUAUUGGUCAAAUCUCUCCUGUGUUAUUCAUGAAACCAAAAAUCUGUACUUUUUAUAAAUAUUAUGUUUGUCACUUGCCAUAUGUACACUGUCUUGGAGAAUCUUCUGCCUGCUGGAUUCUUCAGCAUUAUGAGAGUAUCAGUGGUGAAGCUGUUCUGGCCUGUGACUCGUGGGGCUGUGUAUAUUUUAUAUUAGAAGCAUCUGGUUGACUUCUUGAAAGUCUGUUUUGGUUAAGUUCAGUUGGUUUAGGUCAGUUAUUUUAUAACCUGCUUACGUGUAUGAAAACUUGUUUUCAUGUUCUUUAAUUCAUCUUUAAUGAGAUGAAAGGUCAUGAGAUGAUGAUGGCCUUUUCCUGUGAGUAUAGUCAAAGUAAAAAUUACAUUAUGUUAGCAUAUAUCUGCCUAGCUUAAUACAGAACUUCUCUCUUUGAGCCCUCAUUUGAAUUUCAAAGAUAUAAAACUGUUGGACCAGAUGAUCCUUGAGGUCCCUUCCAACCUGGUAUUCUAUGAUUCUGUGAAACUGUAUUUUAGUCCAAAGAUUCCCAAACUAGUGUUCGUUUGUUUGUUUCUUUUGUAAUGUUAUUAACAAUAGAUUAACUGCAAACAAUUGGUUUUGAAUGUAGCUGCUUAUUUAAGUAAUAAUUUUCUGAAGCUUGUAGCAAGAAAUUAAUUUAAAUUGAUGUGUAAUAGCAUGUAGAUUUUUACAUCUGCACAGGACUUCUGAAAGUCUUUGGAAUUAUCAGCGGAAACUCAUCUGGGUCGAGGGAUAUUGUAGAUCUUUAAACAUGGCAUUAAAAGCUAUUUUACCACAGCUGGCUUAAAUUAACAUCUGGAAAAGGUUUUUAUACUUGAAUCUUUGGUUGAGUAAACAAAAAUACCAUGGCUGCUUGGGAAGCAAGCUGAAGUGGAAUUUCCUCCUAAAGAAACAAAAGUUAAUCUUUCUGUUGAAGAGAAACAACAGCUUUGAGGGUUCAGUGACUGAGAUCUAAAAGCCAAAUUGCAAAUUUGGAUAUGACCUUUUUCACUGAUGAUAUGAAUAGUCAAAAAUAGGCAACAAUUCCAAGAACACAGAGUCUCACAAUGCCUUAGCUUUGUGGUGUUAAUGAGAUAAUAUAGUCUGUCUUGCCGGAUAAUUGUCCACUGCUAGUUAGGGAUAUUAAGUAUGGAUACCACCUUCUCCAUUUUGACUUCAGUCAUACUUUAAGUAUGUCAUACAUGGUAGCUGUUUUCAGAACUCAUCAUGCAAAUUAACACCUUUAGCAGUUCACUGUUUAUUAAGAAGAUUAAAAUUGUUUAUUUUGAGCAUACAGAUUAUGAUUCGAAAUCAAGUUAGUGCCUAAAAUGAUAAUGUCUUGAGCACGUUAUCUGUAUUUAUGCUAUCAAGAAGGAUUUUUUUCCUAAUAAAGCAUGAUUUGAAAGA
Messenger RNA from Athene cunicularia (burrowing owl), 3702 nucleotides. RefSeq names its product methyltransferase like 22 (gene METTL22). Gene Ontology annotation, molecular function: protein methyltransferase activity. Gene Ontology annotation, cellular component: nucleus. The transcript is spliced from 11 exons. The record is from RefSeq and is a predicted model, not a curated record. Lineage: Eukaryota; Metazoa; Chordata; Aves; Strigiformes; Strigidae. Gene Ontology annotation, biological process: protein methylation. The coding region runs from base 283 to 1464 and encodes 393 amino acids.